This is a messenger RNA of Hemibagrus wyckioides, 4102 nucleotides long. RefSeq names its product drebrin-like protein A. Gene Ontology annotation, cellular component: actin filament; dendrite; postsynaptic density. Gene Ontology annotation, molecular function: actin filament binding. The record is from RefSeq and is a predicted model, not a curated record. Gene Ontology annotation, biological process: postsynaptic actin cytoskeleton organization; positive regulation of axon extension; regulation of actin filament polymerization. The coding region runs from base 173 to 2338 and encodes 721 amino acids. The transcript has 16 exons. NCBI's taxonomy places the organism in Eukaryota, Metazoa, Chordata, Actinopteri, Siluriformes, Bagridae.
ACACAUUACGGAUAGGAUUGAUGCAGUCCAGCUCAACUCCCUGACACUUCCCCGAGCCUUUCGUCAGAAACUCACAUCAGUCCGCGAAUGCCUGUGGAUCUAUAGGCUAGACUGGAUAGUUAGGCUUUGUUGAAACUCACAAACAAGGAAACGAGAGCCGCAGAGCUUCAGGAUGCAAGCAAUAAACUUGGACACGUUCAGCCUGUCGCUGCUCACCGCCAAAGAGGACAUCCUGAACGGGCGCGCAUCCACAGACUGGGCGUUGUUUUCAUAUGAUGGAUUCACCAACAACCUGAAGCUCUUCGAUUCUGGAACUGGAGGCUUGACAGAAUUGGCCCAGAAGUUUCACAUCACCAAACCCAUGUAUGGACUGUGUAGGGUUGCACUGCCUGAAGUGGGACAGCCACGGAUAGUCCUGGUCUGCUGGGUUGGAGAAGAUGUGGAAGAAUUUCGGAGGACAGAAUGUGCAAGUCAUGUUCCUGCAGUCAAAAACUUUUUUAAGGAAGCCCAUGCGUUCAUCAGUGCCUCUAAUAAAGAUGAGUUGACUGAGGAAAAGAUUGCAGAAAUUCUGGCAAAAGUUCGACCACCCCUGGAGAGAUCUAGACGAAACUCAAGACCAACAGAAAAGGAAGAGACAGUGGGAACAAACUACAGGAAGACGAACGCUGCCAUGGAGAUGAGAUGGAUUAACAGAGAAUCCUUCUGGGCACGUGCAGAGCGUGAGGAAGAGGCAAGGAAGGAGGAGGAUAAGAGGAAGGCUGCAGAGGAGAGGAGACGCCGGGAGAGAGAAAGAGUUCUGCAAGAAAGGAAGGAGGCAGAGGAGAGGGACAGAAAGAUGAACGAAAAACUGCAGAUGAUCGAGGAGCAAAGGAAGCUGGAAGUCAAACGUCUAGAAGAAGCAAGAAAACAUGAGAAAUCUCGAUGGGAGGAGCAGCAGAAAGAGCAUGAAGAGGAGAUGCGGGCUCGCCUCCGACGCAGCGAGUCCAUAGAGAAAGCAGCCGAGGCAGCAGCCCUCGUUUCCCAGCGUUCCAUGAACCCACGGGAGUUUUUCAGGCAACUGUCGCAAAGCUCCACCAGCCCUGUAUCCCCACGCACAGGCAAGCCUCCAUUCCGUCGUUACCAGCGCAGUUUGACAGACACUGCCUUCAUCUUUGAGAAAGCCAGCGCCAGUAGUGGUCCCACUUCUCCAAUCAGUCCCUCUGUCACCUCCCCUUUCUCUCGCACGCCGACUAGUCCCUUCAAUCGCUGCAUGUCCCCGACCAGCCCCGGCUUCCGUCCAAUAAAAUCUCCUCAAAGCCCUCAUGCCCCUGUGAAGACUCCUCCCACAUCUCCUGUUGAGGGCUUUGCCCCAUCCAUAUCCUCUCUGCCCAGCCUGCCAGAGUUCAAAGCUUCUCCACCUCAGUCCUCCCUUCCUGACCUUCCUGCUGCCCAGGUCUCUGCGGUCACUGAAUCUUCAAGUGUGAUCCAGACUAAAUCAUCCACUGUAGAUGUUAUUGAGCAGAAACUUGUGAUUAUCCCAGAUGCUCCAUCUGCACCCCUGCCUGACAGCCCGGUUACAUUAAAGGAAUCCACCUCAGAGCUCCUUAUUGACACCUGCGUGCCGAAUGAGAUAGAGGAACAGUUUGACAUCAUAAUUGGCCCAGAGGAAGAAAAGCCAAAAUUGCCAUCUGAACCAUGCACCACCUGUCUUCCAACCACAGAUACAUCCUUCAGCUCUCAGGAUCUAGCUGAAGCGGAGCAGGCUUUCAUGCCUCGGUCAGAACCUGUUGCUGUUUCCCCUCUAAUUGAGGUGGAGGAACCUAUAGAGGAGGAAGAGCCAGAGCAGGAGGAAGCUGAAGAAACAGCAGAAUUUGAUUCAAGUGGAGAACAACCAGAGUCUGAAACAUUAGCCAGUGAUGAACCAACCCUGGUGGAAGAGAUUGGGGCUGAUAUCGGAGAAGAAACAGAAGUGUGUGUGGAGGAGACCAAGAACCUUCUGAUUGAAGACGAAAGGCCAGACCAAAAUGGUGUAUUUCCUCAGAAUGGUACAGGCAAGGAAUAUGACGAUUCGUCUGACCAUAGCACACCAGAGAAGUGUACUUACAUAGUCAAUCGUGAGGAUACUGAGGAAGAAGAUGCCCAAAGUGAAGAAGCAGAGAACGGAGAGCCCUCAGCGGACAGGCCGCUUCUAUGUGUGCGAGCGCUCUAUGACUACCAAGCAGAGGACGACACAGAGAUUUCCUUCGAGCCUGGGGACAUCAUCAAGGACGUGGAAACAGUGGACAAAGCCUGGUGGAGGGGUUGCAGCAAAGAUGGCCGCCAAGGUCUCUUCCCUUCCAACUAUGUAGAGACCAUCUAAGGACUUUCUAAGGUUUUCCUUCAGAGACAGUUCUUUGCCUCCUAGAUUCAGUACCAGCGCUCAGGGACCAAAAGCUUUGGGGUAUCCACCAGAGGGAGCUAAAAACACGCUCCAAGUCUUCUGGCUGUACCACAGUGAAGGUACUAAAAGACCAACGGGACAAAGAGACAACAAAAUGAUCUGAGAUCAAUGCUUGGGCAGCAGUCUUGUGUAUGGCGAAGCAAGACAGGUUUCUUGAAGUUAUUCUGAACCCUCCUCUACAGAUUAUUGUUUUUGUUUAUUUUUAUUACCUAUCAUCUGGCUCAGCAGUAUGUUUGAUUCUUGGUUGUUUCUAACACGGGAGUCCGUCGUUAUGAUAUUGACCGAAUUAUGGCUUUGUAAUGCUAAUGUUAGAUAUAGAAACUAUAAGCCUUCAUUACAGCUGCAUUUAGAGCAUGUAUCAGUUUAGUGUUUGUUAUCGGGAUGAUCCCUGUAUUACUUAUAAAGUUCCUACAGUGCUGCUGCGCAGAUUUUUGAUCCAUUUUUGAUCCGUAUUUACAUUAGGCUUUUGCAAUAUUGAUUUUUCCCUGCUUGUGAUUUACCAUUUAAAAAUAAAUCAGCAAAAAAAUUCAAUAGUCCAGAAAGGAAUACGACAAGAAAAGAAGAAAUUUCCUCGUUUCAGUUUUAAGGGCGGGGCAUAAUGAUAUCAGCUGUGCAGUCGGGAACUGCUUGCUGGCAGAGCCAAUCACAAAAACAGCUUGAUGAUGGAUUUUUGGGUGCGUAAUUGUUUAAUGAUAGUUAGGUCAAACAUACAGUGAUAGUUCAUUAUUGCAGGGGUCCCCAACCUUUGUUUGUACCAUGGACCGGUUUGAUACCAGACAAUUUUUCCUGGUUUUGAUUGGUGGGGGGAGCUCUCUAGUGACAUAUUUUUCAGGGGGUCAUUUUAGUGUAAUGGAAAAUUGGAAAUGGAAUGGAAAAAAGUGGCAAGUUUUAAAAAAUAAAAUACAUAUAAUUUUAAGUGAUAUAAAAUCAUCGGUUUAUUGUUUCUUUGCGGCCUGGUACCAAAUGAUCCAUGGCCCGGUGGUUGGGGACCCCUGCAUUAUUGUACUCAAGAUAUUCUUCAUUUACCUUGACAGAAAGUGAGGGCACAUGAGAUGGAGAAGGGGGUGGAGCUUCUAACAGUGUCAGUUAAUAUCAGAGAGUUCAUAUUACAUUUGCAAAUCAUUUAAGAUUUAUCUCAAUUUUAUCUUCCAGUUUAUUUUGGUGAAAAUAAGGCGAUUUUGGUGUACGAGUCUGAGUCAGAAGUUGUACCUGACGUUAAAGUUUGGAGCGCCUUCGCAAAAUGUUGCAGGUCUGACGAUGUAUAACAACAGAACUGGAACGAAUAUAACCUGAUAUAAAUUUUGCACAAGCCUAAUGUACACCCGAACUGUGCUUCACUCCAUAUCAUCUGAGGUGAGGAGAUCUUUUUACUAACCAACAUUUGAGGUCAAAUAAGGCAGUGUGGUUUAAUACAGAGUGACACAGUUUACUAGACACAAAUGAAAUACAGGUUUGUUGAUGUACUACCACACAUGCAACAAAACUAAGUCAAUUAUUGAUCACCGAUAUGAUAAAUCUAUCCACUAACUUCUCAAGUAUGACCCAUUUUCAGAUCUGUUUUUUUUUUUUGUAUCAGAUACUGUUCUGUAAGAUUUCACUCUACUAUUUUAUACUUCUUGACCACCUGAUAGCUUCUUGUGUCUCAGUUUUUUUCAUCAAUUAAUUAAAGAGCUAUACCUUGUA